AUGUCCCUCAACACAGCCCAAAAGCCCGUAAUAGCAGUCGUAGGAGCCGGUCCCGGAAUCGGCGAAGCAGUAGCCCGUCGAUUCGCAACCGAAGGCUUCGCCACAGCUCUCCUCGCUCGUACAGAAGAUAAACUCCAAACGAUGGCCCAAGGAAUCAACAAAGACUUUGGACAAGGAACAGCACAGUACUACAUCACAGACCUGCGAGUGGAAGAAUCCGUCAUUGCAAGUUUCGAGAAGAUUUCCRAGGAGCUCGGUCCAGUGCAAGUUCUUGUGUAUAAUGCUGGGGCUCGACGUGUUAAUGGGAGAAAGAUUCUCGAUACUUCUUCAGAGGAAUUUGAGAACUUUACGAAAAUUAACCUCCACGGAGCGUUUUGGUCGACGAAAUGUGUUCUACCUGGCAUGUUAGCCGCACAAAAAGGAACAAUCCUAUUCACAGGUGCGACUGGUGCUCUUCGAGGUCCACCCGGUCUUUCAAGUUUUUCCCCAGGAAAGUUUGGAUUGAGGAGUCUGUGUCAGAUUAUCGCUCGAGAGUAUCAGCCGGAGGGGAUUCAUGCUGCAUUCAUCGUUGUGGAUAGUCCCGUGGAUGGGAAACUUAUUGGAGGUGUGAGUCGUAGGAAAUGGGAGCGUGAGAGUGCAAAGGAGAAGUUGGAGGAUUUGGAUGCGUAUCUUAUGCAGCCGGAGGAUUUGGCGCAGACGUAUUGGUUCUUGCACACGCAACCGCGUAGUGCGUGGACUCAUGAGAUUGAUGUUCGGCCGCAGAAGGAGGGCAUGUAUAGUAGGUUAUAG
Messenger RNA from Ramularia collo-cygni, 789 nucleotides. Its product is annotated as probable 17 beta-hydroxysteroid dehydrogenase type 3, HSD17B3. The coding region runs from base 1 to 789 and encodes 262 amino acids. The transcript has 2 exons. Lineage: Eukaryota; Fungi; Ascomycota; Dothideomycetes; Mycosphaerellales; Mycosphaerellaceae. The record is from RefSeq and is a predicted model, not a curated record.